Molecule: messenger RNA, 2625 nt
Organism: Menidia menidia (Atlantic silverside)
Lineage: Eukaryota; Metazoa; Chordata; Actinopteri; Atheriniformes; Atherinopsidae
Source: the annotation of a GenBank genome assembly
AUGGAGAUGUUCCGCGCCCACUCCAGUCGCUACGGUUGCUACGGCAGCGACCAAUCAGGACUGGUCUACUACGCGGUGACACUGAGCGUGGUCUCCGUCGGCCUGCCUUUGACCCUGGUGGCCAUUUAUGCCGUUUAUUCUCUGAUCCAUACCGAUAACGUGGCCCCGGUCUACCUGGUGAACCUCCUGACCUCUGACCUCAUCCAGCUGUGCAGCCUCAUCGCCCUGGCAACCACGAACAGCCCCACGGUCUGCGACGUGUUUCUCUACGUCCUCCAGAUCGGCAUGAUGGUCAGCAUCUGCUUCAUGGUGGUCAUCGCCAUGGAGAGCCCUGACCCUAACCCCGGCCCUGCCCUGGUCCUAACCCUAGCCCUGGCCCUGGUCCUUUCUCUGGUCCUGGUCCUGGCCCUAACCCUAACCGUAACCCUGGUCCUGGUACCUGGUGGUGGCCUGGCCCCGGUCCUUUAUCUGGCCUUGGCCCUUUCUCUGUUCCUGGUCCUUUCUCUGUUCCUAACCCUGACCUUAGCCCUAACCCCGGUCCUGGUCCUCUGCAGGUACCUGGUGGUGGCCUGGCCCCUGUGGUACCGGUUCAGACGCAGCCUGCGGACGUCGGUGGUGGUCUGCCUGGUGGUACCUGGUGGUGGCCUGGCCCUGGUCCUAACCCUGGCCCCUGGUCCUAGCCCUGGCCCUAACCCCGUCCCUGGUCCUAGCCCUAACCCUAACCCUAACCCCGGUCCUUUCCGGCUGCAGGCACCUGGUGGUGGCCUGGCCCUGACCCUGACCCUGACCUUAACCCUGACCCUAACCCUAACCCUAACCCCGGGGAGGUCCUCUCUGCAGGUACCUGGUGGUGGCCUGGCCCUGGUCCUUUAUCUGGCCUUGGCCCUUUCUCUGUUCCUGGUCCUUUCUCUGGCCCUAACCCUGGCCCCUGGUCCUAGCCCUGGCCCUAACCCCGCCCCCCCUCUCUGCAGGUACCUGGUGGUACCAGGUGGUGGCCUGGCCCCGGUCCUUUAUCUGGCCUUGGCCCUUUCUCUGUUCCUGGUACCUGGUGGUGGCCUGGUCCUGGUGCUAGCCCUAACCCUGGUCCUAACCCUAACCCCGGUCCUGGUCCUCUGCAGGUACCUGGUGGUGGCCUGGCCCCUGUGGUACCGGUUCAGACGCAGCCUGAGGACGUCGGUGGUGGUCUGCCUGGUGGUCUGGGCCCUCCCCUUGCUCUACCUGCCCAUCUUCUUCUUCGCCAGCUCCUACAUGGAGACCACCAUCGCCUCCUUCCUGCUGCUGCCCUUCCCCCUGCUGCUCUUCUUCCUGGGGGGCACCCUGAGGGCGCUGGCCGCCUCCCGCAGCGUCGCGGCCGAAGAGAAGCGCCGCAUCGUGGCCUCGCUGGUCCUGUCCUGGCCCUGGUCCUUUCUCUGGCCCUGCCCGCUGGCGGACCUGGUGCUGUACGUGUUCCUGAGGAGGGGUUUCUGCGACCGGCUGCUGGCCUCGCUGUGCUGCUGCAGGAUGGAGGACGGCCUCCGGUCCCGGAUCAGGUCCCCAAAGCGUUCGGCCAAAGGUCGGAUUCCCUUUCGGGGGUCCUCGGCCUGCUGCCCCCCCCCCCCCUCCUCCCCCUCCCCCUCCUCCUUCUCUUUAUCCCCCUCUUCCUCCCCCUCUUCCUCCCCCUCCUCCUCCUCCUCCUCACUGGGCUUCUUGUUCUGGGCGUACAGCAUGUCCAGCAUGAAGAGAGAAGCUGAGGAGACCGGUGUAGACUCCGGGGAGAAGGAACCAGAGGAAAGAACCCAGGAGCAGGAGGAGGAGAAAGAAGAAGAGGAGGAGAAAGAAGAAGAGGAGGAGAAAGAAGAGGAGGAGGAGGAGAAAGAAGAGGAGAAGGAGAAGGAGGAGGAGCAGAGGGAGGAGGAGGAGGAAGACAGCGGGAUCCUGAGCGAUAAAGAGCGGCAGAACGAGGAGCGUGCUGCUGGCGGAGGAGAUGCUGGAGGCCGAGCAGUUGUCCUUCUCGUUCACCUCCUCGUUCUGACGCUCUUUAUCGCUCAGGAUCCCGCUGUCCUCCUCCUCCCUCUGCUCCUCCUCUUCUUCCUUCUCCUUCUCCUUCUCCUCCUCCUCCUCCUGCUCCUCCUCUUCUUCUUUCUCCUCCUCCUCUUCUUUCUCCUCCUCCUGCUCCUGGGCUCUUUCCUCUGGUUCCUUCUCCCCGGAGUCUACACCGGUCUCCUCAGCUUCUCCUGUAAACAGAAACCAAAGUUAGCUUUCAUGGUUGGUGUCUUUGUCCGGUCCAUGCUGGAGAACCCAUGUCUGACUCAGGACCAGUCUGAGGGCUGCUGGAACAUGGGUAUCAUCAGUACAAAGACUGUCAGGGCCCCGCCCACCUGGUCCAGGCCCCGCCCACCAGGUCUAGGCCCCGCCCACCAGGCCCAAGUCCAGCCCACCAUACCCAGGCCCCGCCCACCUGGUCCAGGCCCCGCCCACCUUGUCCAGCCCCUGCCCACCAGGUAUAGGCCCCGCCCACCCCUCCCAGGCCCCGCCCACCUUGGUGAUGCAGUGCCCGCUGCAGAUGGUGGUUUCCACCGGGUGGCAGCCGCUGCAGCCAUCUUUCUCCAGAGAAACCGUCUGGUUCACCAGCUCACAGAGAGGUAG